Vigna unguiculata (cowpea) is the source of this 1451-nucleotide messenger RNA. RefSeq names its product F-box protein At4g22280-like. The record is from RefSeq and is a predicted model, not a curated record. Gene Ontology annotation, molecular function: protein binding. Lineage: Eukaryota; Viridiplantae; Streptophyta; Magnoliopsida; Fabales; Fabaceae.
AAAGGAAAACGCCAUCAAAGAUAUUUAUGUAGGAAAAAGCAAAAAGAUAUUAGGAAAUAAGAAGAUAACACAUGGGUGUACCAAAAUCAAAGCCUUUGGAAUUCAGACACACUUUAUGUUCCUUCUGAACACUGGCUUAGCAAAUCAAAUGAUUGCACAUAGUCCCUACACUUGACAGGAAUGAAGAAGAAUGAGAGAAAACCAGAAGAGGAUAGAAUUAGCCAGUUAUCAGAUGAUGUACUGUGUCACAUCCUUUUGUUCCUUACCACCAAGGAAGCCAUAGCUACAUCCUUGUUGUCUACCAGGUGGAGAUUUCUAUGGAGAAUGCUUCCAUUUCUCGACAUUCACUGCUCCAAACCAAUCAUAAAAUCCCACGAGAGUGUUAACAAAUUCUUGGCACUACGCAUAACACAAAACAUCACAAGGUUCCAUCUCAAAUGUAAUAGUCAUAGUUGUUGCUCACAUUAUGUGGAACAAUGGGUGUCUGCAGUGAUAGCAAGAAUAGUUGAACAUGUUGAUGUCUCCUUAUGCAUGUGUCACAGAAGCGUGCUCAACUUUGCCACCUUGUUCACCUGUGCCACACUUGUCACUUUGAAGCUCGAGGGUCUCUUUAAUCUCUCUAUUCCUUCCGGUGUUCAUCUUCCUAAACUCAAGAGUUUGCACCUGCACAUACAUGCAUUCACCUCCUUCUCCAGCAUCAGGAACCUUAUCUCUGGAUCUCCAGCUCUUGAACUGUUCCACCUGAGGCAGAACUGGUACUUGUCACAUUUCAACGAGUUGAAGAUUGUGCGAAACUCUCGAGUUAUCCAACUGUUCCAACGCAAAUGGUUUUACAACCUUGUUAUACAAAGUGAUCGUGAUUAUGAUUUUGUCCCAGACUACUUGGAAAGUGGAAGUAGGUCAAACAUUGUUAAAGCCAAAGUUUAUAUGACAGUGUUUGGUGGAAUCAAGGAUUUUUAUGCUAACCAGUUUGUUUGUGAGACUCUGAAAGAAUUAUGUAACGUUGAGUUUCUGUCCUUGGGUGAUUUUAGGGUAGAGACAUACCCUUUUAGUCUCGAUCUUCCACUGUUAAAGAAUCUAGUUGAGCUAAGAGUUUCUCUUGAAAAUAGGAACUCCUUGUAUAUGGAGCUUCCUGGGAAGUGCCCUAAGCUUGAAGUUCUUGAAGUUCAUAUCAUGGAGGAUCGGUGUGGUGCUAAUCAAAGGUGUAAAUAUCGUAUUAGAGGCGGAGUGAGGGAACAGGACUUAUCUAUUGUUCCUUUUUCACCAGAGAUAACAUUGCUGGAAAGUUGAGACAGAGUCCUUAAGAGAUAUUCUUGUGUUGUUCUUUGUUAUGUUUUCUGUUCAAGAGAAACUAUUUUAGGGGACUUUUUUUCUUCUUGUUUUCCUGGUUUUAUAUUACUAGGGUCAUUGUGACAUAUAUAGUCAGUGAAUUUGAGCCUUUUCUCAGUGAA